Miniopterus natalensis is the source of this 5825-nucleotide messenger RNA. RefSeq names its product metallo-beta-lactamase domain containing 1 (gene MBLAC1). NCBI's taxonomy places the organism in Eukaryota, Metazoa, Chordata, Mammalia, Chiroptera, Miniopteridae. The record is from RefSeq and is a predicted model, not a curated record.
UAGUUCCCCUUUCUUCCUCUGGCCAUGAGCAGUGCAGUGCGGACCGAGCCUCUGCCCGGAGAACCCCCUCUGCGGGUGCCUGGCGACCCGUACUCGGUGGUGGUUCUGCUGCAGGGCUACGCGGAGCCCGAGGGGGUUGGCGGCGCAGUGCGCGCUGAUGGCUCCGUGACCCUCAUACUGCCCCGGGCCUGGGGCCCGGCCUCCAGCCCCCGAGAGCCCCCACCUGAGGGCGGCGAGGCGAAGACCGCCCUGGAAGAGGCAGCCCGUGGCCCCAUCCUCGUGGACACCGGAGGUCCCUGGGCUCGGGAGAUGCUCCUGGGGGCCUUGGCGGGGCAGGGUGUGGCCCCUGUAGACGUGACUCUGGUGGUGGGGACCCACGGACACUCAGAUCAUAUCGGGAACCUCGGGCUGUUUCCAGGAGCGGCUCUGUUGGUCUCGCAUGACUUCUGCCUCCCCGGGGGCCUCUACCUCUCCCACGGGCUGGGGGAGGAGAGGCCCCUGUGGCUGGGGCCCGGGCUCGAGGUGUGGGCCACCCCUGGCCAUGGGGGCCAGCGGGACGUGAGCGUGGUGGUGGCGGGCACGGCCAUGGGCACCGUAAUGGUGGUGGGCGAUGUGUUUGAACGCGAUGGGGACGGGGACUCGUGGCAGGCCUUGAGUGAAGACCCGGUGGCUCAGGAACGGAGCCGGAAGAGGGUCCUAGGCACUGCAGAUGUGGUCGUGCCUGGUCACGGAGCUCCCUUCCGGGUGGUCAGGGAAACCUGGAAUCUAGAGACAAAGGAUCCAGGGAACAGCCGGCAAGGUCCCGUGGGAAACAUGGAUCAGACAAUGCACCGAUAAGCCCUGGGAGAGACAGGACUCCUGUCAGGGAAGCCCUCCCACCCAACCAUCCAGCCAAGAAACUGACAUCUAGAUACGGAGAGGACCCAGUCAGCCAGAGUCCGAGGAGUCCGAGUGGUCACUUCCAGCCCUUCCAGAAGGCUGGUUUUCCAGCGAGGACAGAGUGUUUCUGCCACUGCUGUCACCAAUAUCACUAUUUUUGCAACCAAACUAGGACCAAGGAUGGAUCAGCUGUGUGCCACCUCUGGGGGCUUCCUUAGUAAAGUGGGAGAAUGUUCUUGGGAGAGUUGUCCCAAAUAAAAAUAGGAAAGUACAUUGAAAAUCAUACUGCCUUAAUGUAAAUGUGAAGCAUUAAUAUGUGUGACAGUCAUGCAAAUGUAAUCAACAGCAAACGGGGAUACCUUUUGGUCAAUUGCUUAUUUCUCAUGAGAUGCAGGUUACUGAGAGAAGGUGCAGGGCACAGAAGUAACACCACAAUCAUAUGACUUUAAUUCAUUCAUUAAUUUUAUUCACUGAAUAGUUAUUUAACUCCUGCUUUGUCUCAAGUACCGGGAUACAACAGUGGGCAAGUUAGACAAACUCCCUGGCCCUUAUGGAUAUUAUUCUAUAGAGACAGACAAGUAAACAACAACAACAGUAAUAGUAGUAAACCAAAUAGCUACAGGUUGUGGUUAGUGAUAUGAGAAAAAACAGGCUGAGAAGGGGAUAAAGUGCUGGGGUGAGAGGGUGGUUAGGGAAAGCCUCUGAGGAGAUAAUGUUUGAUCAGAGAACUGAAUGAGGAGAAAGCUGGCCAUAGGAGGAUCUGGAAGAGGAGCAUUCCAGUCCCUGGGACAGCAGAUAUAAAAGCCCUGAGGCAGGACAGCUUUACCUGCUUGAACAGCAAGAAUCCAUUGUUGGAAGAGUGGCAAUAAAUGAAGCUGCAGAGUUAGGCAGGACCAUUAUGCAGGGCCCUGUAGACCAUGGUGGCAGGUUUGGAUUUUUACUGAGGUUGAAGCCUUUGCCUUUUGAGUAGGCCAAUGACCUACUCAAUGGUCUCAUUUAUGUUUUAAAACAAUCACUCUUGUUCUGAAUGGAGAAGGGGUUGGAGUGGAGCAAGAAUUGAAUUGGCUGUGGCUGGGAAGCUAUUGCAGUCUUCCAGGUGAGAGAAGUUGAUGACACCUGGCCCGUAUUCCAGAAGUCCUAUUAUGGCUGUGGUCCUCUUCACAACUGUCCCGUUCCCCAUGCCCUCUAUCCACACAGCUCUAGGAACGGCAGAGUGCUUAGAUGUGGCAGAUGAAGGAGAGGAGAAAGUCCACCUUGUGGAUGAUGAGCCUCCCUGGGUGGAUGCUGUUGGGCAGGGCCAGGCUGGAGGUAAUUUCCCAGGCAUCCACAAAGGCCACACAGAGGUCAGCAAAGGCAACUCAGAGGAGCUGGUUCACCUCGAGAGUGAACCAGUCACUGCCAUACAUGGACUUAUAGCAGUGUUGACCAACUUGAUGACCACAAGAGUGCAACCACAGCUGCCCCGAUCCCUAUCAGUCAUCAGAUAAAGAUGGACACAGAGAAGGUGGUAAAGUAGACCCAGCACUACCACGGUGUGGGGGCCCCUGGCCAGGUUCUGGACCAUGGAGAACAGAGAGGCCACUGGUGUGCAAAGGGUGUGUAGGGGCCAGCUGUGGGCCUGCCAAUGCAGCACUAUGCCCUGAGUGGUCUCCAUAGCCAUCAGGAGCCUGGUCUGAUAUGUGGCAUGUAGGUAGAUCCACUGGUUUCAGGGCUGUGGGGAGGACAAGAGAGGGAAAUUGGUUUAUUUAGAGCUAUGUACUCCUACCUUGUAUAAGCAUAAAUUCCAAUCCUGACUCACUUUCCAGAACAUAGGUAUUCUGCUUAUUACUCAAGCCUGGUUGUUCAGGGACAACACAUCUCUUUGGCCACACUGAUUGUCUCUAGGAUGGACAGGUCACCUAACCUAGUCCAGUCUUGGUAAUCUUAGGGUUUUUGCUAGGGCUAGUGGAAGAGAGUCUAGUUUUUUUCCUACAAGACUGACAUGGGAGGGUGGAUCAUCUUGCUGCUUGUCCAGACAGCUCACUGCUGCUGGGGCCACCAAAUGGAGACUGAGAAUGAAGCUAAACAGUAGGGGCCGAAGUGAGCAGUUAAGAGAAACAGACCUGAUGACAAGUUUGAGCACUGAAAGUCAAACCCACUGCCUAACUCAUCAUUCACCUGGGCUGGCUAAUCAACUCCUUUCCUGCCUAAGCUUCUUUGACUGUUUUCAGUUGCUUGCAGCAAGAGGAGUUCUGAAUUGAUAAAAACACUGGUGGAAAUGAUUUAUUAGAGGCAGUGAGGAUGGUGUGGAGAGAGGGUUGAUAACAGGGAAAGCAGUGCUUAAAAUAUUAGGAAGUUGGGCCCAGAGUGUACUCUUAGAAGUUCCUUUCAAGCUUGCUUUUUGUGAAAACUCUCAGGAACACUUGACCUAUAUGAUUAGAUUCUUCUACUCAUAAAAACUCAGUGGCUCCACAUUACCUGCAGAAUAACCCAAACUUUCUCUCCUGAUUCUUUCCAAGUCAAAGUCUGCUCCAGUUUGGCUGGACUGCCUACUUCCUUCCAGACAAGCCCGCAACCCCUUUUUCUCCUGUAGGACUUUGAUUCUGUUCUCUCCCUGCUGUCUUCCCUGUCUUCUCCACUAUCCAGGCUCAGCUCAGCUCAUCUACAGAAACUUCGGUAUGCCUGGCUUUGGUCAUUUUUCUGGAAAUGUCCUCUCUCCAUUGUUCCCGGUAAGAGCAGAAACUAUGCAAGACACUUCUCUGAAUGUGCCAGAGCUCAGUGUUUUUCUAUAAGUGCCGUUAAAUAAAUACAUGCUAUUUUUCUGAUCUACCUGGGUAUCUGUUACCUGUUGCCCAGCUCUGACUCCUUGUCCAGGAUUUAGGUAUCUGUCCCUGCCCAUCCUCUGAGAAGUUCCAGCAUCAUGUCCACUUAUGCAAACAAAGGGGUAUCUCUCAAAGCCCUCCCUAAUCACCUCUUUCUUUAUGAGGCUUCAGGUGUCCUGUUGUCUCCUGUCACGGCCACUCACGGCAGUGACACUCAGAUACUCUUCACUGCCAUACGAUGGAGUCCAUCAUGUGGAUGACAUGGCCAGCUAGGCAGCCCAGGAUGCUAUCAACAGUGCAGAAGGAACAGCUGGAAUAGGACACCAAGGUGUUUCAUAUCUCAGUGGUAGAUGCCAGAGAGUUUGGUGGCCAGAAGCCCAGGGUGAUAUGGGGGUCAAGGGAAGAAGAAAAAUAUAAUAGGCUAACUAGUAAAAAGCUAACAUUUUUUGAGUGUUUACUCUGUGCCACGUGCGUGAACUAUAACCAUCCUCUUAAAAUAGAUAGGGAAAUUAAAUGAAGUGAGUUCAUAAAUGUUAGUACAAGCAUGUGAAUGAAGGCUUCUAGACUCCAAUGGCCAUCCCUUAACUACUCUAGGGAGAGGCUAAUCCCAGCUAUGGACAUAACCCUCUAGGUCAGCUAGCCCUCUACUCCAGACCAUUCCAGAUGGACUCACUCAAGCUGCUCCUUCUCUUGGCUGCUAUCUGGCUCUGGAUCAGAGAAAGGCCCUGAAGGAGAGCAUUGCUUGUCACAUUACUGGAGAGACAAAUGACUGUGAUAAGAAUGAAGACAUGCUGAGGACUAAAAGCUUGAGUUUAGGUAGGAGAUUAUUCAUAAUUUUAAAUGUGUCUAUUUUCAAAAAGGAUUCCAAGUGGCUACUAUAGAUAUAUGUAUAUAAUACAGUAUAAUUAACAUAAAGGUUAAAAAGAAGUUAGAAACCAGGUAGAAGGUGAAGAUAAUUUUAUCAGGAACUUGAAAAUUUUAUCAGGAUACUUCCAGAUACUGAACACUGUUUUGGCUCUAAACUUCCUAGCAACACACACACACACACACACACACACACACACACACUGGGUUUUGUAUUUUUUCUUUUGUAGUAAUAGAAAACAAGAGCUUGUUUGGAGAGAGAUUUUUUUCUUGAGUUUACAUUCUAUAAGGCUCAAGGAGGGCAUGAAAACUCAGACAAAAGCAUAAUGACUGGAAACAACCAGACAGUUAUGAAUAGGCUUUAAAAAUCAUCUAAAGAAUGAGUGAAUUCGCUUUUAAUGUACAACAAACCACCCCAAAAAGUAGUGGCUUAAAGCCACGAACAAAGAUUAUUUCUUACAAUUCUGUGGUUCAUCUGGAAGUGAUCCAGGAUGGCCUCAUCUCCCAUCACGGUGCCUCAGCUGGAAUUGGUGGGAUGGCUGGGCUUCUCUCUACGUGGUUUCUCAAUCUACAAUAGCUAGCUUUGGCUUGUUCAUAUGGUGGCAGAGGGAUUCCCAGUGCUAGGGCAGAAGCUGCAAGGCCACUUGCAAUUGAGGUCCAGGUUCAGAGAUUGCACAAUAUUGCUUAUAUCACCUUCAAAGCAAGUCAUAAGGCAAGUCCAGAUUCAGGGAUGAGAAAAUACCCUCCACCUCUUGAUAGAAGAAGUUACAAAGAAUUUGUGGCCAUUUGUUGUUGUAAUCUACUACGAUGGGUGUGUGCAUGAAUUGGUAAUGCUAAAAGUUGUCAUUUUCAGUGUUUGGUAAGUCCUUUUAUACUGCCAUUCCUGGAAGCCGCUGCUAAUCACACUGCACCAUUCCCUCCUCACUCCCAGAAGGGGGCAGCACUUACUCACAGAGAAAGCAAAGACCAUCAUCCAGCUAUCUCUGCUUCAGGACGCCUUACCUGAGAACUCCACAGCAUUUGCACCCAGACUCACCUCCAGAAAUGGAGCAGUCCCUUGCCCACCCCUACCAGACAUUUCCUUUAUAUCCUUGCUGAUUCCUUUUCAUAAGUUUCCUUUUACUGUCUCACUCAGUCUGGCUUCCACUCUAACCACUCCACUAAAAUGGUUCUGGGUGACAUUGCUCAUGAAUGUCAUAAUCAACAAAUCCAAAAGACACUUAGUGCUCAUUUUACUUUACCAUCCAGAAACACUUGAUUUUCUCUUUUCUUUUCUUUUCU